Phycodurus eques (leafy seadragon) is the source of this 3962-nucleotide messenger RNA. It is a transcript of the gene spinb, whose product is annotated as spindlin b. The transcript has 6 exons. Gene Ontology annotation, biological process: gamete generation. The record is from RefSeq and is a predicted model, not a curated record. Bases 308 to 1093 code for a protein of 261 amino acids. NCBI's taxonomy places the organism in Eukaryota, Metazoa, Chordata, Actinopteri, Syngnathiformes, Syngnathidae.
AGCUUGGCGUGGCGGCUCUGAACCCUGGCGUCGGAAAAGCAGAUCAAUCGGAACGCGGACGUCGAUCGCGAUUGAGCUGCGACGCCGAUCGCGACGCCAAGUCGGUGGACAGAAGCUGGAAGUUGGUCUUUUCCCUACAGGAGUUAACCUGCAGCCCCCCCAGUGUGAAUGCUUCACGGCCCUGUCUAAUUCCUGGUGCUCCUCCCCCCCCCCCCCCCACCCCCCUUUUGUUCCCUCCCCUCCUUCCCUCCUCCCCCUCCCUUCGCCACCCCCACCUCAUCUCCUUCCCCCCGACUCAGGUGGAUGAAUGAAGACCCCCUUUAAGAGCCCAGAGGCCCCGCGGCCCAGAGUCGACGGUGGACAUUCCGGUGUGACGGUCAACAUGAUGAAGAGGAGGAAUCCUCACAAGAAGCAGAAGAGCGGCGUGGGGCCCAGUAGAACUUUGUCCCCGGCCAAGACGAACAUCGUGGGCUGCAGGAUCCAACACGUGUGGAAGGAAGGUAGUAAGUCGUCCCAAUGGAAGGGGACCGUUCUGGACCAGGUCCCCGUCAACCCGUCCCUCUACUUGAUCAAGUACGACGGCUUCGACUGCAUCUACGGCCUGGAACUGCACAGCGACCAGCGGGUCCUCGGACUCCAGGUGCUGCCCGACCUAGUGGCUCCGGCCCGUGUGACGGAUGCGCUGCUGGCGGACGCCAUGAUAGGCAAGGCGGUGGAGCACAUGUUCGAGACUGAGGAUGGCCCCAAGGAGGAGUGGCGGGGGAUGGUGCUGGCCCGGGCGCCCAUCAUGACAUCCUGGUUUUUCAUCACGUACGAGAAGGACCCAGUGCUCUACAUGUACCAGCUACUGGAUGACUACAAGGAGGGAGAUCUGCGCAUUAUGCCCGACGCCAGCGAGAGCGCGUCGUCGGAACGCGAGCCGGGCGAGGUCGUGGACAGUCUGGUGGGAAAGCAGGUGGAGUACGCCAAAGAGGAUGGAGGCAAGCGCUCGGGGAUGGUCAUCCAUCAGGUGGAAGCCAAGCCCUCCGUCUACUUCAUAAAGUUCGACGACGACUUUCACAUCUACGUCUACGAUCUGGUCAAGACCACCUAAACCCUCGCCCCAAAGACCGCCAACCCCCCCUUAAGACACAUGGACACGCUUGUUGUUCUUUUCAGAACGCGCCAGCCGCUGUAAGCCCCGCCCCUUUUGGAUGACGAGCAGGAACUUGAACAGAGCUUGACUGCACCUCUCUGGACCAUUAGCAUCAUUAGCUCAUGUGGCUAGGAUUCAAGUCGGAGUCAAAAUUCAUGGGACCUCAUCGUUAACAAGCUAACUGGAUGCCACUGAUGACAACACAUUUAUUGAUGCUUCUGGACUGCUAACUUUGGUAGCAUCGUUAGCUUACACAGCUAGCACUUAAGUUGAAGUCCAAAUUCAUGAGAAGUCAUUGUUACCAAGCUAACCGGAUACCAUUGAUGACAUUACAACAGUUAAUGAUCUCUCUGGAUCGCUAGCUUCGUUAGCAUUGUUAGCUAGCACUCAAAAUGUUCAAAUUCAUGGCACCUUGUUGGCUGGCAAAUCGGAUGCCAUUGACAUCAUAUUUAAUGAUCUCUCUGGACCGCUAACAUUGUUAGCUUGAGCAGCUUGCACUCAAGUUGUAGUCAAAAUUCAUGGUGACUCAUCCAGAUAAAGCUGACAGUAGACCACUGAUGACAUCACAAUGUUUAAUGAUUUCUCUCUCAACUGCUAGCAUCCUUAGCAUUGUUAGCCCAUGGAGGUAGCGCUCAAGUUGAAGACAAGCCACAAGAAUUUGUUAGCAAGCUAAUCAGACGGCCGAUAAAACAAACGUCUCUCUGUCCUUGAAAUGGUCAUCAACACGCUGCACUCAACUCUCUGACCUUGUAGCAUUGCAGAACAUUCCCAGCUCAGAUGGGGAGAAAGGGAGGGAAGAAAAAAAAAAAAGGCAUCGUCUGGCCUUGAACUGAUGAUUGUUCGUGUGCUUCAGUGGGAUGAUCUUUGUCUUUCUAGAACCUUUGUUUAGCAUUUUGUUGUGUUUUAACAAUAACGGUUAGACAUUCUAGAACAUUUUGAGCUCAGACUGGAAAACAAGAAAUGGUCUGGUGUUCCGCUGGUCUUCUAGAACAUGUGCUUCAGCUUUGUUUCUGACCUGCCUUCUAGAAUGUUCGUUUUGCUUUUUGUUGUGCUUUAACAAUCAUAACUGUUGUACAUUCUAGAACAACGUUGUGAGCUCUGACUGAAAAACAAGCCAUGGUCUGGCCGCUCUGGUGCUGAUCUGACGAUUGGUCUCCUACGUGUGCUUCGGCUUGAUGUUCCUAAAUCUCAUUCUCGGGUGUUUUACUUUUGUUAUGCUUUAACAAUCAUCUAUUGGUUAGACAUUCUAGAACAACAUUUGGAGCUCUAACUGAAGAACAAGGUGGAGAGCAAGACGUCUGGUAUUGAUCUGGUGAUUGGUCUUCUAGAAUGUGUGGGAUCUCUUUUGAUGUUGGAAAAUCCUAGAACGGUCCAAGCUCCGAAGAACAAGAUAAACGUGUUAUCUGGCGUUAAUCUGAUGAUUGGUCUUAGUGAACGUGCUAUAGCUUGAUGUUGGUGGAUGUCAUUAUAGAAUGUUCUUUUUGUCUUUUGUUGUGCUUUUAACAGUUGGACAUUCUAGAACAAUGUUCCAAGCUCUGUCUGACAAAUGUUGUUUUGCGCUGAUCUGAAGACUGGCCGUCUGGAACGUCUACUUAUGCUUGAUGUUCUCAUCAUGUUCUUUGAUGUCAUUCUAGAAUGUUUUUCUGUUGGACAUGCUAAUCUAGAACAACAUUCUCUGGUAUCUGGAGAACAACAUGGUUUGACGUUGAUCUGGUAAUUGGUCUUUUAGAAUGUGGUUCACGUUCUAAGAUGUUAAUCGUUCCUUUUGCAGCUUGCUAUAGUUAAACAAUCCAGUUCUUUUCCUGCUGGACAUUCUAGAGCAAUGUUCUCAGCUCUGUCUAAAAAACGAGAUGUAGUCUGGUGUGGAUCCGAUGAUUCUAGAACAUGCACUUCAGCGUGAUGUUCUUGGACCUCAUCUCGCUUUAGAAAGUUUUUUUUGUUGUUGUUUUUGUUUUUUUUCCUCUCCCCCUUGUGGUAUAACAAUCCAGUCCUGUUGGACAUUCUAGAACAUCUCAGCAGCCAGUCCAAACAAGAUGAAGAAUGAUUGUUGUGCUUCAUGUCAUUCUGGAACAGGGGUCUCAAACUCAUUUUUGUUGCAGGCCCCAUCCUAGUUGUUUCCCUUGGAGGGCCGUUAUCACUGAGCCCAUAGAAAUGAAUGAUCAUAUUAUUAGAUUUACACAAAUUAAUGGAUAACUAGUUUUGAAAUCAAAUGCCAGAAAAUAUUUGUUCAACUGUUAUUCUUUUUUAAAAUAGAAUAAUAGUUGGAACAAACAAUUUGGGGGACUGAUUAGGAAAAAAUGCUCCAGACAAUUAAACAUUUUGGUAAUCCAGCAAAAAAACAUUGUCAAUGCACAUGAUUUGCCUUGGUGGACCACUUAAAAUGAUGCAGCGGACAGAUCAGGGUGCAGAUCUGGCACCCGGGUAUUACACUUGUGUUCUAGAAAAUGUAUUAAGUUCACUGUCAUGCUUUAACAAUCCGUUUGGACCAUCUAGAACAUGCAAGGAACACGUGAGGAACGAGCAAAUUCUCUCAACUGGAGUAGAUGUUCAGUUGAUGGGAAUGUUAACUCAUUUGCAUUACUACGGAAAAAAGUUAAGAGGCCGCUUCAACAUGCGUGUCGUGGGUGCAUGUAUCACGUUUUGUGUACAUUGUUGUAUAAGUUGUUGCAUGUUUGUGUCUUUUUUUCUUUUUGUGCCUUUUUCCUUUGAAUGUUGGGGACCUAAAGUUGUUGUUUAAGUUUUGGACGUACUGUACCUUAAAGAACGUGCCAACAUCACCUUCGAGCCAACUGAGAAGAAAACUAAUAAACAAUUCUUUUUUUCACUU